UACAGAGAACACUUCAAUUUCUGCAUGCACAUGUGCUCCAUCUUCAAGCUUUAUCAUACUUACUGAAAAUGCAAGCUUCCAAUCAUAACCAGCCCACUGAGGAAACCACAUCCAUUUUUCCGCUCUUCUCUCAACUUCCCGCCGAACUCCGCCUCAAAAUCUGGACCGGCUUCUUGUCCCUCACCGUGCCCUCUCCAAUCCCAAUCACCAUAUCAACAGGAAACCAGAUCCAGAGAUGGGUGGCAGAUGAUUCUAUACUGAGAAAAGGACGUCAGAUUCCAACCAUUUUGCACGUCUGUCAAGAGUCAAGAGCGGUGGGGCUGGCGAGAUACGUUCUUGGCUUUGAGCUGGAAGGAGGACUGAGCGAAUUGCCAUUCAAUCACUGUUGGAAGAUGGUGGAAGAUACCGAGACUUAAGAGCUUCUGCUGAGAUGCAUGGGGUGAUAACUCCUGAAAAAGUGCAUAAACACGUGACAUCGAAGGUGGGGGUGGGUUGGGCAGGCCUAUAACGCAAGCUACGGAACCGCACCUCAGGGGAAAGGGAGGCUGGAUGGAGGCUGUGUGAGAGUAGAACAGACUCUGAGCUCCGUUUAGAAACAUCCAAGAGGAUUUCCUUCGAAACUCUGGCCACUCUAUUGUGUUUCAAUUUCAAUUACGAGGUGUCCAAACAAUUGUUGCAGGGGAAUUUCUG
Hyaloscypha bicolor E is the source of this 690-nucleotide messenger RNA. RefSeq lists its product as uncharacterized. Lineage: Eukaryota; Fungi; Ascomycota; Leotiomycetes; Helotiales; Hyaloscyphaceae. Bases 69 to 416 code for a protein of 115 amino acids. The record is from RefSeq and is a predicted model, not a curated record. The transcript has a single exon.